CGCCACCACAUGAGCCCCCACCGUGACAGGCUGCAGGUCCAGCAGCAACACUGCACAGUCACAGUCACUGUCCUCUCCUCCACUCCACUCCUCUUCUCUCCUCGCAGCCUCGCAGUGUGGAGGAGGAGUAGAGCUUCACGUGAAGCGAAAUCCCCCCUCGCUUUGCUUGCUUCCUUCCCUCGCUGGCUGGCUACUGGCUACUGGCUUCUCUCCAGUAAAUCUGAGCAGAGCUGCAUUUAAUGCCCCCCUCCUCCUUUGGUCUCUCCUCUUCUCUUCUUCCUUCCCUUUUUUUUUUCUCUUCCCCUCCUCUCGUAGCCCACGACGGAUGCGGUUGCGGGUAGCAGGGGAUGGAGGGCAGAUGAAACCCGCGAGUUCUUGAUUCUUGGGAGAAUCACCCCGUGCUCCUCCUCGCAUUGAUCGCGAGAAAAGUUGUUCUUUUCUUGGUUUCUUCGUUCUGUUUGGGAUUGUGGGGGUUUGGUUCUUGGCGACGCGUCGCCAUGAGGCGGCAUGGGUGGCAGCUUCCCUAUCACCCUCUCCAGGUGGUGGCCGUGUCCGUGUUCUUGGCGCUGGCGUUCGCGUUCUACGUGUUCUUCGCCCCGUUCGUCGGGAAGAAGGUGUUCCAGGACGUGGCCGUGGGGCUCUACACGCCUCUGGUUUCAUUUGUCUUCUUCAUGUACAUCUGGUGUGCUGCAACAGACCCAGCUGACCCAGGUGUCUUGAAAUCAAAGAAGUACCUAAGAUUGUAUGGAAGCGGCAAACACAAGCAUCCGAAGGAAUUCAGACAUGGCAUUUCAGAUUCAGGGUUGCAAGUAGAGGGAACUGGAGAAAAGCAAGAACAUGAGUUUGCAGCUGCUAGUGAAAAGUCAACAACUCGCUACAAAGACAAUAACCCAUCUUGCUGCAGUUCAACUUCCUCUGUUUUUCUCAUUAUUUUCUACCCUCUCUAUCUUGUUUUUUCCUGCUGCCAACCACGGGAAUGGUCUGAGCAGCAAGCCAGUGAGGAAGGAAUGUUUUUCUGCAGCCUCUGUGAAGUUGAGGUAUUGAAGUACAGUAAGCACUGCAGAGUUUGUGACAAAUGUGUUGAUGGUUUUGAUCAUCACUGCAGGUGGCUCAACAAUUGCAUUGGAAAAAGAAACUAUAUGAGGUUUUUUAUUCUGAUGACUUCUUCCCUAUUCUUGCUUAUCCUACAAUCAGCAGUUGGAGUAUUGGUGCUAGUGUUCUGCUUUGUUGAGCGAAAGGAAUUCUCCAUUCAAAUUGUGUCAAAGCUUGGAAGCAGCUUCUCUGUGGUGCCUUAUGUUAUUGUGGUGGCAUCUUGUACCAUUCUAGCCAUAGUUGCUUUGCUGCCAAUUGCGCAACUUCUCUUUUUUCACAUUCUUCUAAUCAAGAAGGGAAUUAGUACAUAUGACUACAUCAUCGCCAUAAGAGAGCAAGAACAAGAAGAGGUUGGUGGGCAGCAGAGUCCACAGAUGUCUCGUGUAAGCUCCUACACUGGACUUAGCAGUACAAGUUCCUUUGGUGGACGACGUCGUGGUUCAUGGUGUACUCCUCCAAGAUUAUUUCUUGAAGAUCAGUUCGAUGUUAUUCCGUCAGAGGCUGGUUCAUCGCAUAAUUCUACUUCCAAGAGGAAAGAAGAUGAAGUAAGGAGGAAGAAGGGUUCAGGUGGUAUAAAAAUUAGCCCAUGGGCACUCGCUCGUCUUAACGCGGAGGAAGUUUCAAGAGUUGCUGCAGAGGCACGAAAGAAGUCCAAAGUUCUACUGCCCAUCAGAAAAGAUGAGUAUGCAGUUGGCCAUGAAACGGACAGUAGCUAUGGAGGCACAAGCAGCAGUAGGAUUGAUCUAGGCCCUGAUAACAAGAGGAGAACAAGCAGAAGAGCAAGACCUCACAAUGAUUUCUCUCUUAAACCUGUUGCCAAGAUUUCCGCAGAUGCUCUUGAUAGUCAUGGCAGUGAGUUGGUUCCUGAAACAUUAUCCAGUUUAGCACCAUUGCAGCUUGAGGCGCGAAGCGCUUUUCAUCCAAGUAGAGCUGCAUCCUCUGCUAAUGGUGGUGGUUCAUCACCAGACAGCAGCUUGGACUCCCCUGAUCUUCAUCUGUACCGAGUCUCGGCUGUCUCCUCAUCUGCAGCUGAAGACCUGCAGCUGACAACUCUUACAGCCCCAGGAAGCACUCCACAGCAAGGGAUUGAGCUGUCAAGAUCCACCAGCGACGGGUAUGAAGCAUCAGGAGGCGAAGACAGUGAUCGCAUCCCAUCGCGGAUAGUUCAUCGAUCUUCGAACUGGGCAAGCAUCAUCCUCAGUUCUGAUCAAAGUGUGGCUUCAUCUGGCAUCCUCGUGCCGAAGAACAGGUUGUCUUGACUCCAAAUCAAUUCCAUCCUCAGCUUCUUUCAGAUGAAUGAAAAAUUGUAAAUGGUCCGUGUAGAUUGUCUCGUUUUCCAUCGGUUUCUGGUCCUCCAUAGUUUCAAAUCUUGUCUCAGAGAUGGUUGGAUGCUGCGUGAAUUCUGAAUUGGUUGGAUGUUUUUGGUGAACUCUGAAUUGUUAGGUAGGGAAAGAGAGUUGAUUCAUUCGUGGUGCAUCCAAAAUGGUUGUAAUUUUGCUCUCAGAUGACAAUGGAAUCAAUCAGAGGUUGAUAUAUCUUCAGCCUCCUGGGUUAAUGCCUACUUGCCUUUGGUAGUUGUCA
Messenger RNA from Oryza sativa Japonica Group (Japanese rice), 2673 nucleotides. RefSeq names its product probable protein S-acyltransferase 22. Gene Ontology annotation, biological process: protein targeting to membrane; peptidyl-L-cysteine S-palmitoylation. Gene Ontology annotation, molecular function: protein-cysteine S-palmitoyltransferase activity. NCBI's taxonomy places the organism in Eukaryota, Viridiplantae, Streptophyta, Magnoliopsida, Poales, Poaceae. Gene Ontology annotation, cellular component: endoplasmic reticulum; Golgi apparatus. The record is from RefSeq and is a predicted model, not a curated record.